CAUGCAGCGGAGCUUUACCAGCAUUCCAAUGUCGAUCGAGUUCAGCUGUCUCGCCUCCACUCUAGCUCUCCACCAAUGAAAACGUGAGAACGAAUAAAGAGUGAGAGGGAGGGGGGUUAAAGAGGUGGAUGUGAUAUUGUAGUAGAGCGUAACAGACAGACAGACUGUCAGACAGACAGACAGACAGACGAGUGUAUGAGAGUGUGUAAUCCCUGGCGUACAAAACAGAGGUUGAAGGGACAAAAAAAAUGGUCACAUUUCGCAGACACCUGAAAACGUGCUGGUUAUUGUGGGCGCGGUAUAUUGCCUAUUAAUUGGUGGGUAGGCUUAAACUACUUCCAUACUUCUGUCUUCAUGUUCAUGGUGACUGUACACUGUAACUUGAGCUGAAUUCUUGGAAUUUCUUAUCACAGAAAGCUUGUUAUGUUACAGUGAUAGUUCACUGUAGCCUACACACGACUUACUGGAACCAAGCAAUCAGUCUACGGACCGCAAAGGCACUGAACCUGUACGCAAUUACGCAGGUUGGAAACGAUUUGUGACGACCGGCUACCUAUUUUGGUUUUACUCAACUGAAUUGAUUAUAUCCACUUCACGGGUUUGAAGAACCCCCCAAUGACCUGCGUACGGUCUCAUUGCUCAUAUAAUUGGGAUACCCGUUCUAUGCUUUCUUUGCGGUUUAUGACUCUAUCACCUAUAUCAACUAAACUCCUUGACUACAAGAGACAAAUCGACGUUGAAUAAUUAUAACACCGCUUACAAAUCAACGAAACACCGGGAAACAUGGACAACAGCCCUGGUGGUGUGAUACUGUAUGCUGGCUCAUCCGGGAGCGCCAGCCCCAGCCCUGGCAGCCCCUCAAGCGGGUACCAGACACAAUCCCCCCGUUCCUCCCACUCCCAACCCUCCUCUCCGGAACCGGUCUCGUUUGCCGAGAUCAGCCCCCUGAAGAGAGGGAGAGAAGAAAACCGGGGUGGACCCUCGCCCAAACUGGUCUUCCAGUACCAUGAAGCCAAUGCCACUACAACCACUAUGUCCUCAGGCAAUACCUACGCCCAUCCCAUGGUUGCCAAGAGACCCUGUGGCUUCACCGGUACCUUCACCAAGACAGGAGGCAUGGUUCUCCUGUGUAAGGUGUGUGGGGACAUCGCGUCUGGCUUCCAUUACGGCGUGCACGCCUGUGAAGGGUGCAAGGGAUUCUUCCGCCGCAGCAUUCAGCAGAACAUACACUACAAGAUGUGUGUGAAGAACGAGAGCUGCAUGAUAAUGCGCAUGAACCGCAACCGUUGCCAGCACUGCCGCUUCAAGAAGUGUCUCUCGGUGGGCAUGUCCAGAGAUGCUGUUCGUUUUGGGCGUAUCCCCAAGCGUGAGAAGCAGAGGCUAUUAGAUGAGAUGCAGAGCUACAUGAACAGCCUAAAUGAAUCCGCUUCCAUGGAGAUUGACUCUUCCCCUUCUUCCUCGGAUGCCCCAGCUAGCCCGGAAUCUGGGGAGUCCAUUUCUUCUGGCUACAACAGCAUCUUCGCCCAAGAGGAUGUGAAGCCAGUAAUCAGAAUGGCCAACAACAAAAACAACAUCCGCAACAAUCAAUCACACGAGUCUGGCUACUCUCACGCCGCACCUCCGACCCACUUCCGCUCCAACUCCUCCCAAGGGUACCAGUCACACCCAACACAAAGCUACCAGACCCCCUCACGCUGCCCACGCAACAACCACGUGGACAACGCCCAGUAUAACUUCAAACCCACAUCCAAUCAGAGUCCGUGUCCUAUGUCAAGUGAAAGCCAGUCGACUCAGACGUUUCUUGCCAAUCGCAACAGCUUCCCCGCCGACGAGUCUCAGAACGUGACCGCCUGCCCCUGGAAGUUGAGUGGUGGCGCCAAAGUUCUGGCAUGUCCCUUGAAUGCAUGUCCCAUGGCCCCCCGUGACCACUCCAGCCAGCAGAUCUGGGAGGCCUUCUCCCAGUGCUUCACCCCGGCUGUUAAGGAGGUGGUGGAGUUUGCCAAGAGCAUCCCUGGGUUCCAGAAUCUAAGCCAGCAUGACCAGGUCUUGCUGCUUAAAGCCGGCACCUUCCAAGUGCUGAUGGUCAGGUUCUGCUCACUUUUCGACCCCAAGGAGAAGACUGUGACCUUCCUGAACGGUCAGACGUACCCCCUGCCGUCCCUCCGGGCGCUGGGCAUGGGUUCUCUGCUGGAUGCCAUGUUUGAGUUCAGUGAAAAGCUGGGAGCUCUGGGCUUGGAGGCUGAUGAGAUGGCCCUCUUCAUGGCUGUGGUGCUGGUGUCUGCUGACCGUUCAGGUAUGGCUGACGUUUUUGCAUUGGAGCAGCUUCAGGAAAGUCUGAUCAAAGCCCUGCGCUCACUUAUCACCCGCCGUCGCCCUGACGACAGCUCCCUUUUCCCCAAACUAUUACUGCGCCUGCCGGACCUGCGUACACUCAACAACCUGCACUCCGACAAGCUGCUGGCCUUCAGCAUCGACCCCUAAAGGCCCGGUGAAACUAAAGCCUGCAGGGGUAACCACUGACUCCCGGACCCACAAAAGGGUCAGUCCUUUGGGGAACACCUUCAUGACCCCUUCACUCCAGCCACCAGCUGGUCACCACCAAGCUCUCCUCAAUGGGCUGUGUAUGCUGGAGCUAGGACUGGGGCAGGAGAAGAGGCUGGGUUGGACAGGGUGAAGAAGUGGACUGAGAGGCAUCUCUGAGGAAGAGGAAAAGAGGAGUGUAUGUGGAGUUUUUUGAACUUUGACCCAGACCCCAUGACUUCCAAUCAAGUCGUAUGUUGCAGGUUAGACGGCAAACAAACAUCUUAGUCCAACACAACUCUCCAAGGUGAGGGAUGUGGGUAUACGAAUCCUCCUUUACCCAUAAUUCCCAGUGACAGUGACUUAAGACCAAAAGACGGUUCCAUUCCUUCUCUUCCAUUCCACACCUAUGUCCUUCUGUCUCACCACAGACAGCCAACCAGCAGGGAGGAAGCACACUCUUCAUGCCAGGAAGGAACAUAAACUGACAAACUGUUUUUUUCUUCCUACACUAAAGGACAAACAAAGCACUUUCCAGACAUCAACCCAAAUGACAGAGCAAUAGCAAUAUAGAACACACUAUUAGAUCCCUGACUGACUGUGUAUGCACUGUUAAAACAACCUAAGCUAUUUUCAGAAUCACACCAUCAAUCUUAUCUUUUUGAAAGUCCAGCACUUGGGAUUUGAUAAGACAAUUUAUUAUUUACAUUUUUAAGUAUUGAGAGUAUGAUGCAUUAUAUUUGUAUGCUGUAAUCAGGGAGAAACUAUUUGGUCAUUUUAGACCACAUUUGUCGGGUCAUAUGUAUUAAGGUAUUCUAUUGUUGUACAUAUUCGCUAUAAUGUGUGACUGUUCCCUACUCCAUUUGUUUGAGUUGGCUGCUGUAUGAUGUGAGCCACAUUGAAGACAACUCGGGGGCACUGUGUUGUAGAGUUGCCAACUGUGUGGCGGGAUCCAAUGAUGCAUCAACUCCAGUGUCCAGUGGUCUUCCCUUCAUAAACUAAUGCUUAUAACCCUGAUCCUUAUCACAACAAGACAGCCGUCAAUGAAACCAGUGCUCAAAACAUGUAAAAAAAAAAAGUUUGAUUUCAGCCUACAGUAUAUUAUUGAAAUAUAAACUAUUGAUCAAUGCAUCACCUUGUGUAUAUUUUGUAAAUGUUUCAUGAUUAAACCUCUGUAGAGAACCAAUAUUAAAUGAUAUUAUAUACCUUA
Esox lucius (northern pike) is the source of this 3730-nucleotide messenger RNA. RefSeq names its product nuclear receptor subfamily 1, group D, member 4b (gene nr1d4b). The transcript has 6 exons. Lineage: Eukaryota; Metazoa; Chordata; Actinopteri; Esociformes; Esocidae. Gene Ontology annotation, cellular component: nucleus. Gene Ontology annotation, molecular function: nuclear receptor activity; zinc ion binding; RNA polymerase II cis-regulatory region sequence-specific DNA binding. Gene Ontology annotation, biological process: cell differentiation; retinoic acid receptor signaling pathway; negative regulation of transcription by RNA polymerase II. The record is from RefSeq and is a predicted model, not a curated record. The coding region runs from base 784 to 2481 and encodes 565 amino acids.